This is a messenger RNA of Cryptomeria japonica (Japanese cedar), 3639 nucleotides long. RefSeq lists its product as uncharacterized. Gene Ontology annotation, molecular function: serine-type endopeptidase activity; oligopeptidase activity. The record is from RefSeq and is a predicted model, not a curated record. The transcript is spliced from 13 exons. The coding region runs from base 750 to 3092 and encodes 780 amino acids. Lineage: Eukaryota; Viridiplantae; Streptophyta; Pinopsida; Cupressales; Cupressaceae. Gene Ontology annotation, cellular component: cytosol. Gene Ontology annotation, biological process: proteolysis.
CACUCUCUUUCAUUUCUCCUUUUAAACCGUUCUGGUUCAUAAAUAAGACAAAUUUCAGAUUUAGCUCAGUAAAAGGCAAAUUUUUUAUAUCCCAUGUACGAAAGUUUCUUGGUAAAGUUUUGGAGCGUAGUUAAAACUGUACUGCAGUUUUAAAAUUUUAAAAAACGCAUUAUUUUUUUAAACCAAACAAUUGUCUCUUGCAAUGUUGUCCACGGCUUUAAACUAACAGGGUUUCUUAUUUUGACUAGAGUCGAGCAAUCUUCGACUGAUUGGUUUAUUGUGGUUUAAGGGGUAUUAUAUUUGUUAAUGAUGGCUUGACAGAUACCAUAUGAUAGUGAAAAAUAUUUUUACGCAUUGGACUUAUUUUCAUUUUUGGCAUGAGUUGUUUUAUAGUUUGAUAUAAAUUUUGAAAUCUAAUGUGUAUCAGGAUUUUUCAAUUGAUAGAAGCUGUUUUCAAAAGAAUUUGAACCUAGAUUUUUAGGUGUCCAAACUACAAGGUAUCAACAUUUGGUUUUUCCUUCAAAUUUUGUGGCCUUUCUUUUAUCACGGUUCUUAAUCAUUCUGAUUAGGAAUGGAAGUUACCUCAUGAUUCAGACGCUAAGCACAUUAAAACCCUUUUCUUCUUAUAGAUAAUACUUGUUGUCUAAAGUGAAGUUUCUGAAACGUGUCAAAUAUAUGUUCAAAUGUUUUUGUAGUGCCCGCUCAUUGACUCAAAUAUAUACACAGAUUCAUACACCAUUAAAAACUUCAUGAAUCUCAGUAUGUGUUCCGUAAGCCCUCAGGGCAGGUCUAUUUUCUCUACAUUUAACAGCUGCAGGAAGGGUACUAAUCCAAAACGGCGUAACUUCCUUUCAAGAUUUAAUAAACAUUUGGUCCAACUGUACUUAGCGCGGCAGUCCAUUAUGGGAUCUCUUGCGUUGGAGGAAGGCCUGGUAUAUCCAGAUGUGAGAAGGGACGAGUUCGUAAUGGACAACUAUCAUGGAAUGCUUGUACCUGAUCCUUAUAGAUGGAUGGAAGAUCCAGAUGCAAAGGAGGUCAAGGAUUUUGUUGAGAAGCAAGUGCAGUUAACUCAAUCCUACCUACAGAAUUGUGAGACAAGAGAAAAGUUGAGGAAACAGAUCACAACUCUUUUGGACCACCCUAGAUAUGACUGUCCAUACAGACGUGGCAAUAAAUGCUUCUACUUUUUCAAUACAGGGCUGCAGGCUCAGAGUGUUCUAUACGUUCAGGAUAGUCUGGAGGCAGAAGCAGAGGUCUUAGUUGAUCCCAACACACUCAGUGAAGAUGGAACAAUUUCUUUAAAUACAUAUGCUAUCAGUGAAGAUGCCGAAUUCUUGGCAGUUGGUUUAAGCUCCAGUGGUAGUGACUGGGUAAAUAUCAAGGUUAUUCGGAUAGCAGAUAAGAAAACAGAGCCCGAUUCUCUUUCCUGGGUGAAGUUCUCAUCAAUAACUUGGAGCCAUGACAGUAAAGGUUUCUUUUACAGUCGGUAUCCAGCUCCCAAAGAAGGAGAACUAGAUGCAGGAACAGAAACAAAUAUCAACCUUAAUCAUCAAUUGUUUUACCACUUCUUGGGUACGGAGCAAUCUGAAGAUAUUUUGUGUUGGAAAGAUCCAGAGCAUCCUAAGUGGACAGUUAGAGCUAGAGUAACUGAAGAUGGAAAGUAUCUUCUCAUAAUUAUUACGGAAGGCUGUGAUCCGGUUAACAGGCUCUAUUAUUGUGAUCUUGCUGGUCUUCCUCAAGGACUUGAGGCUUUUAAAGGCAAAGAAGAGCUACUUCCAUUUCAUAAACUCAUUGAUAAUUUUGAAGCAAAAUAUGAUCUUGUUGCAAAUGAUGAUACCAUCUUCACUUUUCGGACCAAUAAAAAAGCUCCAAGGUAUAAAUUGGUCCGAGUGGAUUUGAGGCAGCCGGAGUUUUGGAGCGAUGUAGUUGCAGAAUCAGAUAGAGAUGUACUUGAUUCAGUUGCUGCUGUCAAUGACAAUCAACUUCUGGUAUGUUACUUAAAUGAUGUUAAACACAUUCUACAAGUACGGGACUUGGGAUCUGGCAAGUGGCUUCAUGAUUUGCCAAUAGAUAUUGGGUCAGUUUAUCAAAUCUCUGGAAGGCGUAAAUACAAGGAGUUAUUUAUUGGUUUUACAAGCUUUCUUACUCCUAGUAUCAUUUAUCGAUGCAACCUAGAUGCAGAAAAACCAAACCUCGUAGUAUUUAGAGAGACUAUUGUUCCAGGCUUCGAUCGGAAUUUUUUUGAGGCUAAACAGGUCUUUGUUCCUAGCAAAGAUGGAACCCAAAUACCAAUGUUCAUUGUAUGCAAGAAAAAUACCAUUCUUGACGGUUCUCAUCCGACAUUGCUAUAUGGUUAUGGGGGCUUUAACAUUAGUAUCACUCCAUACUUCAGUGCUAGUCGUAUUGUCCUUUUAAGGCAUUUAGGAGCAGUAUUUGCUGUUGCAAACAUUCGUGGGGGUGGUGAAUAUGGAGAAGAAUGGCAUCAAGCAGGCAUUCUCUCAAAUAAACAAAAUUGUUUUGAUGACUUCAUUUCUGCUGCUGAAUUCCUUGUAUCAGAGGGUUAUACACAACCUAAAAAGUUGUCUAUUGAGGGAGGCAGUAAUGGAGGACUUCUUGUUGCAGCUUGCAUGAAUCAGAGACCUGACCUAUUUGGUUGUGUGCUGGCUCAUGUGGGGGUUAUGGACAUGUUACGCUUCCAUAAAUUUACUAUUGGACAUGCAUGGACUACAGAUUUUGGAUGUUCGGAGAAGGAAGAAGAAUUUCAUUGGCUGAUUAAAUACUCGCCAUUGCAUAAUGUAAAGAGGCCAUGGGAAGAGCCCGGGGGACAUAGUGUUCAGUAUCCCGCUACGAUGUUAUUGACAGCUGAUCAUGAUGAUCGAGUUGUGCCGCUUCAUUCUUUGAAAUUUCUUGCAACAAUGCAAUAUAUUUUAUGCAAAAGUGUACCGCAUAGCCCACAAACCAAUCCAAUUAUUGGUCGAAUUGAUACAAAAGCCGGUCAUGGGGCAGGGAGGCCAACCCAAAAAGUGAUUGAUGAGAGUGCUGAUAAAUGGGCAUUCAUGGCCAAAGUGGUGGAAGCCUCGUGGAUUGACUAGCGUUUAAUGAUGUGGCUGGUUGCAGUUGAAGGUGGCAAACAGAGAAUAGUGUUUGUAUGAUUUGUAAUAGAAUCUAUUGUAGUAAAUUUUCUUGUCACUUUGUGUUAAAAAGUGUUGCUCUAUUUCAUAAUACUUUCUACUUAUAUUUAUGUUAACUGUAUAGAAGGUUUGGGGUUCUUUUCGUAGUGUGUUGGUUAGGUGGCGGUGUUGUUGUAAUCACCAAGGUUCAAAACUCCGCUGGGCCAUUGUGAUCGCAGGACUGUGCCUUCUCCGAUCCGAUGUGCUCAUGGGUUUGAGCCUCAGCAUUGUUAAAUGGGGAUGAGAUCCCUCGUUUGUGACCUCACCGAUUCAUAACUCUUUGUCAAAAGUAUUUCACAUGGUGACGGAGGGGUGUGUUUACCGGAUACUUAAAAAAAAAACUGUAAACUGUAUACUUGUUCAGAUAGAAAUGUAACAGUAGUCUCCUAUAGAAUAUACACAUUUGGAUACUGUGUAUGAAAGAGGAGCUAUAUACCUCAGAUAAUAGAAAAUUCGCGAUUCAAAGUUU